AUGUCUUCAGCGUCUACGCCGAUUGGCACGCCUCGGCCUGAACAGCAGGCUCAGAAGAAUGGCGCAAAGAAGGAAGUCAAGAUAUUAAUGAUUCACGGCUACACACAAUCCGGCGCCCUCUUCCGCGCAAAAACCCGCGCCCUAGAAAAACUCCUCGCCAAAACCCUCGCCCCAAUCUCCCUCCUCCCCGUCCUCCUCUACCCAACCGGCCCCAACCGCCUCCUCCCCUCCGACAUCCCCGGCUUCAAGUCGCAGGGUGGCGACGCCCCCUUGUCCGACGACGACCUCCCCGACACCUGGGGCUGGUUCCGCAAAGACGACGCCACCAACUCGUACCGCCUCUUCGACGAGGGCAUGGCCGUCGUUGCCGAUUCCAUUCGCGAGGCCGGCGGCAUCGACGGCGUCUGUGGGUUCAGUCAGGGCGGUGCCAUGGCAGCCUUUGUUGCUGCCGCGUUGGAGCCUUCGAGGACUGUCUUGGAUGGCCCAAAAGGAGACUGGGCUCGGAAGCUGCGAGAGGCGAAUGGCAGCCGGCCUGUCAAGUUUGCCAUUUCAUAUUCUGGCUUUUACGCCGGCAUUCCUGACCUGGAGUGGCUGUAUGAACCCAAGAUUAAGACGCCGACGCUUCACUACCUUGGUAGCUUGGACACCGUCGUCGAUGAGAGCCGAAGCCAGGGAUUGGUUGAUCGGUGUGAGGAGCCUCUCGUUGUGGUUCAUCCUGGUGGCCAUCACGUCCCUGUGUCCAAGGAAUGGGUGAUGCCCCUGGCUGGAUUUAUCAAGAACCACGCGAGUGCCGCCGAGUAG
Trichoderma aggressivum f. europaeum is the source of this 801-nucleotide messenger RNA. RefSeq lists its product as uncharacterized. Bases 1 to 801 code for a protein of 266 amino acids. The transcript has 2 exons. Lineage: Eukaryota; Fungi; Ascomycota; Sordariomycetes; Hypocreales; Hypocreaceae. Gene Ontology annotation, biological process: secondary metabolic process. The record is from RefSeq and is a predicted model, not a curated record. Gene Ontology annotation, molecular function: hydrolase activity. Gene Ontology annotation, cellular component: cytoplasm; nucleus.